AUGGUCGAAGUAAAAGUGACUGAAGGAAUUCUUGAUGGAGAGAAAGUUUCCAGCGAAAUAUGUGGGACUUUUUACAGUUUUAAAGGGAUCCCUUAUGCUGCUCCUCCGGUGGGAAAUUUGAGGUUUAAGGCUCCGCAACCACCUAUCCCAUGGACCGGUAUCCGAAGUGCCAACGAACUAGGUGGUAUUUGCUAUCAAUUUAACUUCUUGAAACGAGUGCGGGAGAAGGGUAGCGAAGAUUGUCUUUAUCUUAACAUUUAUACGCCUAAUAUAAACCCGACAAAACUGAUGCCAGUAAUGAUUUGGAUCCACGGAGGCGCCUUUUGUUGCGGCAGUGGCGAUGAUGACCUUUAUGGUCCUGAAUUCCUCAUCCGUAAUGGUCUGGUCACCAUAAACUAUAGACUGGAAAUCUUUGGAUUCCUCUGCCUAGACACCGAAGAUAUUCCAGGUAAUGCUGGCAUAAAAGACCAGGUAGCCGCUAUGAGAUGGGUUAAAACGAACAUCUCGAAUUUCGGAGGUGAUCCAGAAAAUAUCACCAUUUUUGGACAAAGCUCUGGGGCGGCUUGUGUAACGUACCACUGUGUUUCGCCAAUGACAAAAGGGCUGUUCAAAAGGGCUAUAGCUCAGAGUGGGUGUAUGAUGAAUCCUUGGGCUCAGAGCUAUAGACCACGUGAAAGAGCUAUUGCUCUAGCUAGACACCUGGGAUGCACAUCACAAGACGAUAAAGAACUAUACGAAUUCUUCAAAUCCCAACCGGUUGAAAAUUUGGUUUGGUCGAGUUGUACGACCAUCUGGAGAUCAAUGAGCAUUUUUAACGGAAAUUUUCCGAGUUUUCCGGGUUACGGGUUUUGUGAAUAGAGUGUUUUAGGUCUUUAACUUAAAUUAACGUUCUUAUGUGUAA
Ostrinia furnacalis (Asian corn borer) is the source of this 901-nucleotide messenger RNA. RefSeq names its product esterase FE4-like. The record is from RefSeq and is a predicted model, not a curated record. Lineage: Eukaryota; Metazoa; Arthropoda; Insecta; Lepidoptera; Crambidae.